This is a messenger RNA of Bathycoccus prasinos, 2349 nucleotides long. RefSeq lists its product with no specific name. NCBI's taxonomy places the organism in Eukaryota, Viridiplantae, Chlorophyta, Mamiellophyceae, Mamiellales, Bathycoccaceae. Gene Ontology annotation, biological process: transcription initiation at RNA polymerase III promoter. Gene Ontology annotation, cellular component: transcription factor TFIIIC complex. The coding region runs from base 1 to 2349 and encodes 782 amino acids. The transcript has a single exon. The record is from RefSeq and is a predicted model, not a curated record.
AUGAGUUUAAGAAGAACUCGGACGAGAGGAGGAGAAGGAGAAGGAGGAGGAGAAGGAGACCGACGACGACGAAGCCGGCGGCGGCGUUCUUCUUCUCCGGAUGUGAAGGAAGAGAAGAAGAGAAAGAAGGUGAAGAAGGAAGAAGAGACGAAUGGCGAGGAAGAAAACAAAACAAAACCAGAAGACUUGGAUUCAAAAAGAGGACAUCAACAACUUCAUCUUCAUCAACAACAGAAACGACAUAAUAAUACCAACAAUGGAUUUACAGUCACCGUCCCGAACAAGCGCGUGGUAUCUAUUGUCUACCCAGGGUACGAUUGCAUGAACCACAUCCCAGAAAUCAUCGAGAAGUUUGGUGGUAAAGGACAGCUGAUGAAGGCGUGCGAGAUAGGGAAGAGAGAGAGCGCGACGGUAACGAAUACGAGCGCGACUGUUACGAGGAUGAUGAUGGAUGGCAAAAGCAGCGAUGGUGGAGGAGGAGGAGGGAAGGACGAAAACAAAGACGAUGGACUCGUUUCGACGGGGACGAAGGCAUUGGAGAUGAAAUUUCGGGAGAAGGACGCGUUGGCGCUGCCGAUAUACGGGGAGAAGUUGGAUGCGAAAACGCUCGUUUUGAGAGUGUUUAAAUCUUCCUCUUCUUCUUCAGGGAAGAAUAGUAAAAAUGGCGUGCAAGUGGACGCGUUUGCUCGAUGUACGAAACAAAUCGAGUUCCGCGGUCUCGCGGAUUUUCAAUACUGCUCGACGCUCACCGAACGAGAAGAGGAAGAGGAGUUGAGAAAGAAAAUGAAAACGAGAAAGCGGAUAUUCGCGAGCGAUGAGAGUAUGAAUAGAAGGAAAAGUAGUCGAGUGGAAGAUAAGAUGGAGUUCGUGGUGAACGAGGACGAAAUUCGCGCGCCGACGGGAGACGCGGAGGAUCCGUUCAUGUUACGAUUGAAGUCCAAAGCCAUGAGUAGAAAUAAGGAAAGUAGAGGCAUAGAAGGAAAGAAGGAGAAUGAAGUGAAAAAAUUAGUCGUCCCUGGGGAGUUUAAGCUAGUACCGCCGGUAUAUUGUAAAGAGGACGUGCCGGUAGAUUACUUCGAAGAUGGAGAAACGAGAAAGUACAGAGAGGAAUUGACGUUUAUGCCGCAAGGAAAUAACGAAAUUUUAGUCGAUUUCGCAGACGCCACGGUACCGCAAGUUUUACCAAGGAACGUCGAAGCAGACGAACAACGACCGGUGUGGUAUAAGAGUUUAGUCAAAUUGUUCAAGGAACGACCGGUGUGGUCGCCGAGAGGGUUACAAGAGAAACUUCGGUCGAUUGUCCCGGCGCACAUAAGCGUCGACGCGAAACAAACUCGCGCGGAAUUGCGAGAGAUGGCGUAUAAGUUCAACAAUGGUCCGUUUCGUAAACUCUGGAUUUUACGAGGUUUUGAUCCGAGAUUGUCAAAGAAUAACGUCAGGUAUCAACUGUAUGAGAUUAAAUUGCCAAACUCGUGGUACAACAAGAAAGACUCGACGUUAUUUCCGAAGGUUCAAAAAUCGAUUCAACAAUCGAGGACGCAUUUGGAUUACCAUGAAUUUCGCGCGUUGCCGAAAACCAGAUUUCCGAUUUUCUUCAUGGACGAUGUCAUUUUACCGAGCGUCAAGCGAGAGUUUCGUAUGAUUGCAGAGAACAAAGACGAAGAGAAAGUCGACGCGACUGGUGUGUACGCGCACGGUCAAACGGAAUACGGUCCCGAUGGCACGGCGAUCAUUUCCGGGUGUUCCGAAAAAUUUGGUUUCCUCUCCAGACAGGCGAGGACGACAAUUUCUGAGCGCAUAGGCAUUGCCUAUUUGAACGUUUUGAAUGGCAAAGAUCCAAUUGCGGAAGAUAACGUGUGGGUACAAGCGGAAGAGAAAAUACACGCCGCGAAGCAAAAGAGACUCAAAGAGAAAGAACAGUUGGCGGAGGAAGAAGCAUUGGCCAUCGCCGCGGCGUUAGCGACUGGGCGACAACGCAACAGGAAAAAGCAAAAGAAACCGGAAGUGGAAUUGACGAUAAGAAACUCGACGGCGCCUAUACACGUGACAAGUACGAACAUACCCACAUAUUUAGGUCCUGGCGGCUCGAACGUUAUGGCUCUUUCACCCGGUGAGGACGGUUUUGCUGCUCUGAAUGCCAUCUUGGAACGAAAAAUGCGGGAAGCGCCGACAAAGACAACGGAGGAUAAAGAGGAAGAGGAAGUGAAGGAAGAAGAAGAAGAGGAGGAAGAAGAGAAAGAGGAGGAGAAGGAAGAAGAGGAAGAGGAGAAAAAAGAAGAAGAAGAAGAAGAAGAGCCACCUGUGGUUGCAGAAGAAGAAGAAGCUUUUGAAAUUUUCGAUAGCGACUAG